UAUUGUAAACACGAAUCAACGCAUUGAAAUUUGAAAAAUAAUUACUUUGAUUGACCAGUCUUGAGUUUUAACUGUUUAUUUUAUGUCGAUUAUUUUCGUAAAUUAACGUUACUUUAGUUCAAAUUGAUAAAUAAUAUUAUAUCGACUUGAAACUGUUGUUAAAAGCCACUAGUGUAACAUUACGUCCAAUAUAAUUCUGUUUUACUAAAGUAUUCGUCAUGGAUUGGAUGUAUGAUGGUAUCAAAAUACAAAAAGAAGAUUAUCUGUUGGGGAAAAAAGUUGACAAAAAAUUUAAUGAAACAACGGACGAUGAAUCAAUCCUACCACCACAAAAAUAUCCAACAAACAAUACAUUUUCUCAAGUAGAUAUGACUAAAAAAAUUUUGGAAGAUCCAUUGGUAAAUAUCAAAAAGCGUGAAAUUGAAUGUACACAGAAAAUUCUACAAAACCCUAUGCUUUUAAAAAAACAACAAAAGAUGAAAUUAGAAAAACCUUCUAUUGAGGAUCGCCAGUUAGAUAUGAUAUUAGUUAGUCGUUUAAAAUCCUAUGAAAAAGCUGGACUGGAUCUUGCUAAAAUAUUAUCUAUUACGAAACAUAAGGAAAAGAAAGAUCAUAAAAGUAAACAUAAAACAGCUAUGUCUAGUUCUGAAGAAGAUGAAAAAAACAAUUAUAAUGAGAGAUUAACUGAUAAACAAAAGAAAAAUAUACAAAGAUCUGAUUUUGAGCAAGACAAUAAGAGACGAAAUGAAAAAAAAACUUUUAAAUACAGAGAUCACAAACGCAAUGAAAAUAAAAAUAGAAGUGAUAGACACAGAUCAGUUUCAUCUUCAAAUGAUAUUGAUUCUUCUUCUAAAAAUAAAUUAACAAAUCAGUAUAAACAUCAGAGAAAUAAGAAUCAAAAAAAUAAUAAUAGUAAAGCAAAACAUAGGUCAGUUAGUACAGAUGAAGAUGAUGAUCGUCAAAGUUUUAUUAAAAAGAGGAAUGAACAUAAUAAAUUAAUCUCUGAAGAAAAAUGUCAACAACAAAUAGAUAGUAUUUCUAAAGAUAAAUACAAAUAUAAUAAACAUAUAAAAGAAGACAAUAAUAAAAAAGAUGAUAAAUUUAAAUUUAAACAGCAAGAAGAAAAAAAUGAAAAGAAAAGAUACAAUGAUAAUAAGAGACACAAAUCUCUAAGUUCAGAUAAAGAGUUAGAAAAAAAAAAACAGUUUUAUCGACGAAAUAGUUCUGAUAGAGAACAUGAGUCCAAGGUUUCUAAACAUAUAAUAAGCAGUCAUGGACAUCGACCAAGUUCGAGUAAUAGAAGAAGUAGAUCAAAAAGUAUUCAAAGAAGUAAAAAACAUCAAAAAGGAAAUGAUAUGAUAAAAGAAAACCCAAAACGGAAGUCAUGUAGCACUUCUAGCUCAGAUGAUGAGAGAAAAAAAAGUAAAGAAGUAAAGCAGUCUUCAAAGCGUCUACAUAGCCCAGAAUUUCAUUCAGAUAAUGAAAAAAAUGAAAACAUUGGAAAAAAGAACUAUGGAUUAAUAAUUCCAAAAGGUCUUAACAUAAAAAAACCAAUCAAUAGUCCUCCACCGGCAAACAUAAAAAAAAAUACUAUUGUUCGACCCAAAUCACCACCUGUUAAGAAGAAGAAAUUGACUGAAGAAGAAAUGGAGCGAAUGAGAAAAGAAAUGAUGGAGGAUGCAAAAACUAGAGAUAAAGAACGUUCUUCUAAUGUUAAACGUUAUAGAAGAGAAGAUAAAAAUGAUGAAAAAAAACAAAAACCUUAUAGUAAAGAGUUUUUAAUUAAACAAUUGGCACAUGCAGCUUCACAAGUUAGCGUUGAAAGAAGUAUCAAGUCUAACGUAAAUAAACUUCAAAAGAAUACAGAUUAAUUUAUUACAUAUUAUAUAGGUACAAUAAUGUAUAAUAAUGUAUCAAUAAUGUAUGAUAAACUGUAGUUGAGUUAAUAUUUCUGUUAAUAAUUCUUUUUUUUUAUCAUAAUUGUGUAAGCAGUUUAUUUUAUAUUGACUUAUACUUAGAUAGAUUAAAUCUAUAAUGUUCCAUAUUACAAUGAGCUAUUUUUUAUUGACUGUUUCAGUGUUCCAAUAUGUGUACAAAUAAUAUUUUUAUUAGUUAUUAUAACAUUUCAUGUUUGUUUAAUUAAUAAAUCUUGUAUACAAAAAAUGUAAUAAUCUAUAACUGCAUGUAUGCACUUGUACUGAAGCAUUGUCCAUGAAAUAUUAAAUCCAGGAUACGAUUUUUUUGAAUACCUCUUUAGGCAAGUAACUUUUUACAACUUUUUAUUAACAAUAACAUU
Molecule: messenger RNA, 2296 nt
Organism: Sipha flava (yellow sugarcane aphid)
Lineage: Eukaryota; Metazoa; Arthropoda; Insecta; Hemiptera; Aphididae
Product: pre-mRNA-splicing factor CWC25 homolog
Biological process (GO): mRNA splicing, via spliceosome
Cellular component (GO): U2-type spliceosomal complex
Source: RefSeq, a predicted model, not a curated record